CGCUUUUUAUCUCCUCUAAUAGCAGGUCAUAUGCAAACGUACCAUGAGCCUGUAGCUUGCGGACGAAGCAUAAGGAUAGAUCCUCCCCGAGUGAUUAAAAGAUCCUUGAAUCGCCACACCAACGGAAUUGAUUCCCCAGCUCACCCUUUUCUCUCUUUUCCCUGCUACCAACAACAUGGUACCCUCGGAUAUCAUCAAACGCAUGCAGGAUGCGGCUGCAUCACAUGACAAGCAGGAGCUUGGGGCCAGAGAGACUCUUCUCGACCUCAACCGCCAACUUCUCGCCGAGUUAGAAACUCCAACUGAUUUUAUACAGCGUAUUUGGUUUGCAACUGCUUCUCUGGGUGGUUGUCUUGAAGUAGCAGCCAACAAGAAAAUCUUUCAACUUCUGCGAGAAGCCGAGAAUGGGCUCACCACCGAAACACUCUCUGAGAAGACCGGCAUCGCUGGGCCCUUGCUGAAGCGUUUCAUGAGACAUUUUGUCGCUCAUAAAGUUGUCCGUUUCUCCAAGUCUACAGGCUGGCACGCCACAGCGCUUUCCAACACACUCGCACUGGAGAAUUACCAGCAUAGCAUAUCUUUUUGUCAACGUGCAGCAGCAAAGUCAUUCUGCCACUUCCCGGAACACUUUAAGCAGGCCAACUAUCAGCACCCUGGACUAACAGACGGUCCUUACCAAUAUGCUCAUAACUCGUCAUUGCCUUUCUUCGACUGGCUGGCAGCAAAUCCUCCUUUUGUCAACUUAUUUGGAUCCUUCAUGUCUGUGUAUAGAGCUGGAAACACAGACUGGUGGACUUUCUACCCUGUUGAAGAGCGUCUCUCUUCUGGCUUUGAUAAGACCAUCAGUGAUGUGCUUCUUGUUGACGUAGGAGGUGGCCGUGGCCAUGACCUGUUAUCUUUCUCAAAUGGUACUAAACCACCAGGCCGGUUGAUACUCCAGGAUCUUCCAGAAGUCAUAGCAGAUGUGACCGAGAAAUCAGCCUUUGAGACCCAAACACACGACUUCUUCACUCCCCAACAAGUUCAACACGCACGAACCUAUUUCUUGCACUCUAUUCUACACGAUUGGAGAGCCGAGAAUGGAGUGCAGAUUCUCAAGAACCUGAAGCCGGCACUGAAACCUGGGUAUUCCAAAGUUCUCAUCAACGAGAUAGUUUUGUCUGAGGAGAACCCUUCUGUGCCUGCUACGAGUAUGGAUAUGAUGAUGCUGGGACAUAUUGGCGGGGCCUGUGAGCGUACCGAAGAGGCUUUUAGAGCGAUUGUGACAGAGGCAGGACUUGAAGUUGUUGAUAUUUACUCCAAUGCUGCUUCUCCAGAGAGUGUCAUUGAAGUCAUGCUACCUUGUUCCGACAGGACACUUGAAGAGAGAAAACUCUAA
Messenger RNA from Fusarium redolens, 1378 nucleotides. Its product is annotated as S-adenosyl-L-methionine-dependent methyltransferase. The transcript is spliced from 2 exons. Lineage: Eukaryota; Fungi; Ascomycota; Sordariomycetes; Hypocreales; Nectriaceae. Gene Ontology annotation, molecular function: O-methyltransferase activity. The record is from RefSeq and is a predicted model, not a curated record. The coding region runs from base 176 to 1378 and encodes 400 amino acids.